Messenger RNA from Mauremys mutica (yellowpond turtle), 1334 nucleotides. RefSeq names its product cyclin dependent kinase 2 interacting protein (gene CINP). NCBI's taxonomy places the organism in Eukaryota, Metazoa, Chordata, Testudines, Geoemydidae. The transcript has 4 exons. The record is from RefSeq and is a predicted model, not a curated record. The coding region runs from base 16 to 546 and encodes 176 amino acids.
AGGGGCGCUGCCUUCAUGGUAGACCCCGUUCUGCCCCUCCCGCCCCCCGUUUUCCCUCCGAGGGCACGUGAGCCGGGCUGCGCGCGCAUUUCGUUAGUUCUAUCCCGUUAUUAUCGUUACAUUUCCAAACGCGAAGGAAAUCGACCAACGCGGGCUGCGGCUGUGGGGCCUCGAUCCCGCGGGACCGUCAGCCUGCGCAGCACCGUGAAGCCAAGGCGGCGGGACCCCUCCCCAGCAAAGAGUCCUGCUGCUGUUGUUCCAAAACGACCUGUCUUAUCUGUCAGUGCAAGAAAAAUUAAAGAUAACGCAGCAGACUGGCAUAAUUUAAUGAUGAAAUGGGAGACCCUGAAUAAUAAUGGAUUUACUACUGCAAACAAAAUUGUAAACUUGAAAAUUGGCACACAAUUUAAAGAUAACAAGCUGGAGAUAGAAUGUGACAACAUUGCAUCUGACUGUGGAAAGCUGUCUCCAAGCUAUAAUGAAGAACUUGAGAUGUUCUGUGCAGAAUUGCUUGGGACCUUGGAAAACAUGCUCCCAUCUCGUUAGGGAACAGAGUGGACAUUUAUCAUCUAACCUACUUAAUGAGUGGACACACUAUUAAGAAUUGUCACCCCAAUAAUUUUGGAAAUAGCCAAUACAAGUGAAGAUAAGUGACGUUCCUACUGUAAUAGUAGUUCAUACCUUCAGAAUGGUAUAGUAACCUAAAUUAAAAAGAGAAAAAGUAAUACAAAUCAAAAGAAAAAGUGUACAACCUAUUCACUUUGCAGAAAUAAUUUCAUGCACCUCAUUGUUAACUUAACCUGAAUUUUAUUUCUUUAUUAGAAUAACUCUAAUAUCCCUUAGCUAUAAAGAAAAAUGCCUAUUAAAAUGAUAUUGGUUUGAUGUUAAAUUGAGCAGUUCUGUGCAAACUGGAAAAAAUUCCAAUGAUUGGUAUAAGCAGGAAAAUAUUCCAGAUUCCUCAUCAAAUUUGGUUCUCUGGAGAAAGUAAGAGUAAUGCUUCUGUUUCUUAGUUUGAGUUACUGUCAUGACUUAGCCCAUUAAAUGCACUGAUAUAAGUUGUCAUUCCUGUUGAGCAGUUAAAGUCCAAGCAUCUUGUGUUGGAUUAGACAAUGCAUAUAUACAUACAUUAUUUUCCACUGUUUGUAAUCAUAUGUACCAUAUAUUCAGGAGUUUACAGCAUGACCAUGAUGCUCCUAAAUUCUUUACUGUAAAAUGCUGCUACCAGCCUCAAUUAUUUUAUUAAUGGUUUCAUAGAUUUCAAAGCCAGAUGGAACCAUUGUGAUCAUCUACCUCCUGUAUAACACUGGCCAUAGAACAUCCCCAAAAUAAUUCCU